Molecule: messenger RNA, 648 nt
Organism: Fomitiporia mediterranea MF3/22
Lineage: Eukaryota; Fungi; Basidiomycota; Agaricomycetes; Hymenochaetales; Hymenochaetaceae
Product: NAD-binding protein
Exons: 7
Coding region: 1-648 (215 amino acids)
Molecular function (GO): oxidoreductase activity
Source: RefSeq, a predicted model, not a curated record
AUGUAUGAUGGAAGGUAUUCCAUCAUCUCUCAUCUUAACAACAUAUCUGCAGGAAAGGAUGUAUUAAAGUCAUUUUCGGAGGAAGUUAUUCGAAAGUUCCCAGAAGUUGAUGCGGUGGUGUUCGCCGCUGGAGUCCAGCGCGCCACUAACUUUAAGAAACCCGAAUGCACUGAUCUUGACGAGCUGUUCCAGGAAUGUAACGUUAACUACCUCGCUAUCCUGGCCUUGAUUCAUUUCUUCCUGCCCCAUUUCCUCAAACUCAGCGCAGGAGGCCACCCAACUUUCCUCAUCCCGAUUACCUCCGGACUCGCUAUGGUGCCAAAGGCAGAAGUGUCUAACUAUUGUGCGACGAAAGCCGCUUUGCACAGCCUAAGCAUUUCAUUGUCUAAUAGCCUGACUGGAACAAAUGUGCAUGUCAUGGAAAUUCUUCCUCCACUUGUAGAAUCUGAACUUCACGAUCAACAAGGCACAACCGAGGCCCUUUCCAAACAUUGGAUGCCUCUAGACGAGUUCACGAAGUAUGCCAUGGAAGGCAUGCAACGCGGCGACUUCAAUAUUGUCGUCCCGUCGAUGAAGGGAAUCUGGGAGAAACUUGAAGCGGAGAGAAUUGCCAUGACCGGGAAAGUGGGAUUCACUAAGGAUAAAUGA